Molecule: messenger RNA, 2472 nt
Organism: Symbiodinium natans
Lineage: Eukaryota; Dinophyceae; Suessiales; Symbiodiniaceae
Source: the annotation of a GenBank genome assembly
AUGUGGACUUCGCAUGCGCGAGCAUGCGUGCCUGCAGUUGCUGUGCCAGCGAUGAUGUAUGGCGCGUACAAGUACCGUCCUGCAUACAUGGAACAGCAGCAGGUUCCAGCAUCUCCUCCGACAGUGCGGUUGCAAGACGCUUGCAUUGGCGCCAUGAUGGGUGCAGUGGUGGGGGACUGCCUGGGCGCUAAAUUUGAGUUUUCCGCAGGCCACAAGACAGUCGCGUACAAGCAGGUGCGUAACUACACCCAGAGGGUGAUGGACUGGGGAACUUACCACGCUUGGGUCGCGCCUGUCAAGUACACAGACGACACCGCCAUGACUACAUGCGUUGCCAAGAACUUGCUGAAGAACGGAACCAUCCACCCGUUUGAGCUUGCCAAAAGCUUCCGUGACGAAUUUUGUCGAGAUCAGUCUCGAGGCUAUGGGAAGGGGGUGAAGAAGUUGUUCCAGGAGCUCGAUGUUGAGAUGAAGGGUAAGCAUGCAUCGCUCUUUCGAGUAAAGGAGAUUGCAGGGCAAACUCAUGGGGGAGCUGGCUCUCAUGGCAAUGGUGCUGCCAUGCGAGUCUGUCCUGUGGCAAUCUUUGCCUUUAAAGCUCCGAAUUUGAUAGGUGUUCUGGCAGCGCGAUCAGCGGUGAUCACCCAUACCCAUGACGAUGCAAUGGAUGGGGCGACGUUGCAGGCUCAUGCCGUGAGCUACCUGUUGCGUGCAGCUCCCGCAAGUCAAGAUUUUGACCUGGAUGACUUCAUCUUUUUCUUGCGGUCAAGUGUCGAAAACAAGGCCUAUCACGAAAAGCUGACGCAGCUUAGGGAUCUUGUUCACAGGCACCUCGUGUUGGACCCGGUGCUGGACUACGACCGAUUUGCAAGUGAUGUUCAGUCUCUGCUAGGCAAUGGGGUCAAGGCAACAGAGGCCGUCCCUGCAGCUCUCGCAGUGUUUGCCAUCGUUGCCUCUGCUGAUCCUGAAGCAAAGGGAAACCAGCAGUUGUUCCAAAACGUGAUCGACUUGGCCAUUUCUUGUGGAGGCGACACUGACACAAUUGCAAGCAUGGCAGGAACCCUGGCUGGUGCGUGGUGGGGUGUGGAGGCCAUUCCUACAGGAUGGAUCAAGGCCUGUGAAGGAACGGCCGAGGCUGGCAGAUUGUCCGCCGAUCUGUUGCAAGCAGCGUCGGAGCUUUCUUUGCCUUGCACGCCGCGCAGCAAGAUACGCACAAAGUUUGGUCUCCCCGGCCUUGGUGCGCCUUCCACGCCAUCCGGAUCGCUCUGCGAGGAGUCAUCCCCAGUCCAAGGGGGGCAGCCUUUUGGCUUGACAGAUGCCGAGCAAGCAAGCAUCUUCCCCCAUGUAACACAGGCAAGAUCGGACACCCAUGCGAAGCCUGCAGAGGAGGACUGUGGCAUGGCCCAGAGACAGGCUGAAGAAUGGGACCACGAGGUACGAACUCUGCGGCAGCAAGUUCAGGAGCUCAGAAGGGAGACGGAGCAGCGGGAGAAAGAGAAGAAGGAGAUACAGGCUGCACUGAUGGAAGUACGAGUGCAGAAUAAGACUGGCUUGAUUGAUCAAGGUCAGUACCAAGCAGAUCUUCAGGCGCUGAACACGAAGAACAAGCAGCUUACAUCCGAACUUGAAGCUGAGCGAAAGAAGCCAACGCCUGUCAUGCCAUUGAAAUUCCAGCAGCAGAUGACCAAGAUCCGGUGGGUUGAUGUUUCAUCCAACGGCAAGGGACAGUUUGGCUGGAACGUUGACCGGGGCUUGUGGCCAGAGCUUGAACGUGCAUUCUGGAAGUUCAAAGGUGGAGGGGAUGCCGUCCUCAUGGUGGACUUCAAGAGUGAUCCGACAGCGUAUGUGUUGAAGGACACUUCCACGGGGCAGACAAAGAAGAUAAAGCCAAUGUUUAUGCAGAAUCCGCAAUGCAGAUUCCAUCAGUACCCACUGAUGCCGGGCGAGGUCGAUUGCAUACAAGUCACGGCGAGAGGAAAAACCGCGGGAGAUUGGGCUGAAAAUGAGUUUCGCACUGCCGAGUCUCAAUUCUUGCGGAUGCUGCAGGAGACAAAUCUAAUUGAUCCCGGAAAGGUUCGGGUUACCAUGGUCGAAAUCGUUCUCAUCGAUCCGGCUAGACGUGCUUUUUGGGACAGCGUCGAACAAGAGCGCAAAUCUCGUCGAUCGAAAGGAAUCAAGUGGGGCUUCCACGGGACGGAUGAUGCUGGAAUGGCUGGUAUCAAGCAAAACGGAUUCCAGACGCGUUUUGCUGGGAAAAACGGGAGCGUGUAUGGAGCCGGCAUCUACUUGGCUGUGCGACCAGGCCUUUCCAUGAGAGACUUUAUGCGCACAAGUUCGAAACAGCUAAUUCUGGCUCAGUACAUUGAUUCCAUCAGCGCCAAACACCAUCGUCAAAAUGAAUAUGGAGGUGCAGUUGUGAUCGAUAAUGAGGCACAUGUAUACCCGAAGUAUGUUGUGCAUUUCAAAGAGGUCUGA